Molecule: messenger RNA, 965 nt
Organism: Paramisgurnus dabryanus
Lineage: Eukaryota; Metazoa; Chordata; Actinopteri; Cypriniformes; Cobitidae
Gene: znrd2
Product: zinc ribbon domain containing 2
Source: RefSeq, a predicted model, not a curated record
AGAGGGCGCCAGUCAGUUUUCACAGAACUUGAACUCACGAAGGUUCUUCGAGGAAGCGCUGUGUGUUGUGAGGCGACUGAUGAUUAAAGCAUGGCUCGAAAUGCAGAUGAUGAGGACUUUGAAUGGGAGCCUCCAUCCGAGGCAGAGAUGAAGGUGAUACAGGCCCGGAGGGAACGUCAGGACAAGAUCAGCAAGCUGAUGGGGGACUAUCUGUUGAAAGGAUACAAGAUGCUGGGUGAAUGCUGUGAGCUGUGCGGGACAAUUCUGAUGCAGGAUAAGCAGAAGAAGAAUUACUGUGUUGCUUGUCAAGAGCUGGACUCGGAUGUUGACAAAGACAAUCCAGCUUUAAAUGCCCAAGCAGCCUUGUCACAAGUACGAGAGCGGCAGCUUGCAACUCAGCUUCUCCCUGAAUCUAACGGCUCCUCAUCCGGUGAACCCCCUCUCUCCAUCACCGGCCAGCCCAGGCCAGAGCACUGCGAGGGGGCUGCGUCUGGACUGAGAGGUCCUCUUCCCACCAUACAGCCCACUCCUCUGCCUGUCCCCCCCACCACCACCAAUUUUCUGCCACCACCUAACCCUCCUCUUCAGCCUGCGCUUCCUUCAGGCUCCAGCAACGCUCUUCUCAACCAUCCAGCUCUGUCAAGCGCAGAAGAAGCAGUGCUACACAAACUCAGAUGGGCCACACAGGAGCUUCAGCACUCUGUGUCAGUGGAGGCCAGUAUUCAGCUCUGUAGUCUGAUCAGAGGUUGUGCCGAAUCCCUGCGCAGCUUGAAAGAACUGCAGCUCUAAUAAGACUGAAUUACAGACAGCGCUGUUACAACACACACACACAAAAGUACAAACGGCUCUAAUAUAUAUAUAGUAACAUACUGAAAUGAUGUGUGUUUGCUUGUUUCUGUCAUUGUUCUAAAGCAGCUGAGUAUGUGCCUAUGUAGUGUGUUCAAAUACAUUGCUUGAGCUGCGAA